ACCCACCAAGAACCAACAACAACACCAUGACCACCAACUCACCAUCAACCACUACUACCUCAAGGAAAGCAUCAGUCAGCCUACAACUAUUCAAAGAGACCAACAACAACAACAACAACUCAUCACCACCCCAAUCACCCAAGAAUAACGAACAACUCAACCCAAUCACCACCUCACCAUCAUCCUCAAGCUCAUUCAACCCAAUCUCAUCAUCACCAUCCUCAACCAGACCAUCAUCCUCAUCAACCCACAACAACAAGAACAAACGAACUCAAUCUGAAAACAACAACCAUCACAUCCAACCAUCCCCACAUCGCACAUGCUCAACCUCAAUCAGACUAAUUGCUAGGAAUCAACUCACUCCACUCGACCUAGAAUCAUCAGACCAUCAUGAGAUCGGAAGACAAGAACUAACGAGUACAUCCAGAAACCAUUCUUCAAACAACGAAUACAAUAACGAAAGCCGAUCACAACUAUCCUCAACCAUCAGCAACCAUCACCACCACCACCACCACCAUCAUCAUCAAUUCAUUCCAUUCAACACUACCACUUUACAAUCUAACUCAUCCUCAUUCGUCUCCAGUCCAAACCAAGCCAACCAAUUCGAACUACACUCUGACUCUGAACUCACCCAUCCAACCCUACCCCCUAAGAUCAAUCAACCCUCCAGGAACUCAUCACUCUCAUCAUCAACAUCUAGUCUAUCCUCCUGUGAGGAUGAUAACCAUUUCAAGGAUAGUGAUAACAUCCGACUCGUCAACGAUCACAUCUCUCACACCGUACCACUCGAACCUUUCGAUAAUCAAGUAGGAGGUCAUCACUCGAUCUUCAGAUUCUCUAGGCGUGCCGUCUGUAAGCCACUGGUCAGUCGAGAAAAUACAUUCUAUGAGGCCGUCGAAAGAGACCAUCCCGAACUUCUAGCAUUUGUACCACAGUAUCUAGGCGUACUCAAUGUGACCUAUCGAAGGAUCAAUCACAGCCCUCAAUCUGCCAGCUCAACCGAUGACAACUCGCAUCGCCCACCGAUCCAAUCUCGUUCCUCAAACCUAUCUCAGAGACAAGUCUUCCGAAACAAGGAUGGACGAAACCGUUUGGGCGAUGCAAAUCAAGACGAGAUACCGGAAGUCACUCUGAGUCAGAACAGACACAUCCUACCUGAUUCGUCCCUCUGGAACCGGAUGGAUUUCCUAUCGAGUCAGCCCUUCGAUUCUCACCCCUCCUCUGACCAUCAUCCAGAGCGCUCCUUCCAUCAUCAUCACCCAUCAUCGAGCACUCAUUCGCCUGGCCUUCUCGACGAGAUCGGCUUCCCUUCAGACCACACCACCUCUUCUCUCGUCCUAUCCGAUCAUCAUCCACACCCACUCGACAUCGUUAGUGCCAACAAAAACUUACGCAACUCACCCUUGACCCCACACAGCACCCCCGUUGGCUCGCCCCAUGGAUGUUCGAUCUGGAACGAGAAUGGCCAGUUGGGAACUGUGCCAAAUGAGAAAGAUCCACUCUCCUCUUACUUCCGACCGCCCGGCUCUGGCUCGUCGUCCCUAUCGGCCAUCCGAGGCCGAGGCUCAACUCAAGUCAACCGAAAGCUAUGCGAGCAAGUCUUACGGGAAGUCUUCAGCAGCCCGAAGCUUCCACUCAACGGACAACUGCACAAGCCGCCAUGGCGGAACGGCCGACGGACCUCCCGACUCAAGGACAGCAUUGAUUCGACUCGUGAGACCACCACGGAGAUCUCCACGCCACCUCGCAGCCCGGACUGUCUCCGUCGACGUAGCUACCUCUUGCCCCACGACCCACAUCCCGAAGACUCGCCGGUCUCCUCCCUCGAUCAUCAAGACUCUCUUGGUCGUCCCGAAGUCCGGCGGACGAUGAGCGAUAGUCAAGUCAAUCGAGAACGCUUCUCCGUCGUCCACCACGAAAACCCCUCCAAUCAUCAUCCCCAAACCACUAUCGAUGACCAGUAUCAUCAGCAUCCCCCGGCUUCCUCCUCUCAAUCUGCCCCUCAUUGUAGCAUGGAGAACGACAGCCAGUAUUCUGAUUUACCUCAUCUCGUCGAACCUCCUCGAUCGAACUUCGAUUCACAAGAACAUCCCUCUGAAUUGGUCGAUACUUUACAGUUCACUUCAAUCGUCUCAUCAACCAACUUGCACCCAACCAAGAAAUCACAAGAACUCCAUCCCCCAUCAACCAAACACCAUAAGCAACCACACAAACACCACCACCAACAACAACAACAACAACUCCAGCAACGGCAACAACUGCAACAACAAUUACAGGCACAGGAAACGAUCCAAUAUCCAUUACGACAAGAACAGUUUUUGUUGAUGGAAGACCUGACGGGUAAUCUGCUGUGUCCGUGCGUCUUGGACCUCAAAAUGGGUACUCGUCAGUACGGGAUUGACGCUUCCCCCGAGAAAAAAAUCAGCCAGACUUCUAAAUGUAAACAAACUACUAGUGGGAAUCUAGGGGUUCGGAUCUGUGGAAUGCAGGUUUAUAAAGUCUCGGAGAACCGAUACACAUUCCAAGACAAAUACUUUGGAAGGAAAGUGACGACGGCGGACUUUGUGGGAACGUUGACGGAAUUCUUCCACGAUGGGGAGCGGAUCCUGAGCCACCAGAUCCCGGGGAUCUUACGAAAAUUAUACCAGCUGGCCCGGAUCGUCAGUAAACUAAACCGAUACCGAUUCUACGCCUCUAGUUUACUGUUUAUCUACGAUGGCGAUAAGCAUACCCAACUGGAAUACGAACGAGGCCUCAUCAAUCAACAACAAGGAAAGGAGAAAGGGGAGAAGUUGGAGGGUCAUAGAGGAGAAGUGAACAUCAGAUUGAUCGACUUCGCUCAUUGCACCACCGGCGACGACUUCAUCUCUCCCUCCAGUCCGACCCACGAGGACGACCCCGAACGUCCUCGCGCCUCGUUCCCUCCCUCCCAUCCCAAUCAGCCCGAUUGCGGGUUCUUGUUGGGCCUCAAGUCGCUCUGUGCUGCGUUGAAAGAAAUCUGGGAACUUCAACGAAAUUCGGAUGGUGAUGACGGUCUUGAGCAUGGUGAGGGUGGGAAACAUUCGUUGCCACCGCUGGAUGUCUCCGGCGCUGAUGUUUGGGAGGUGAUUUUCGGACCUGGAGCAGAUAACUGUGGAGUCGGACAGGAAUUCGAGAUGCACGCGUUUGCCUCUUUAUUGACUGCUUGAACGAAAAAAGAAACGGGGCGAUCAAGCGUCCAGAUCCGACCCUAUUAUUGUCGUCCUGGUCUCUCUUGAAUGUCGAAAAAGUCGAACCGCACGUAUAUAUUAAGUCGGAUUUAGUGGGAACGUUCAAGGAAUCCAUCCAGGAUACGCUUCUCUUUUUCCCAAUCCCCUGUUCUUCAUCCUUUUUUGCCCCCGCCUCCAUCCUCCUUUCAUUUCUGUACAUCCAUUUUUUUCAGUCAGUAUGGUAUGGUUUAUAAGUUCAGUUUUCCCAUAAAAAAAACUUCCUCCCCCUUGUAAUCCUGUUUUUUUUUUGUUUGUUUGUUGAAAACCUCAUUCUUUAUUCUGAUUUUGAAGUAGUUCCUUUCAUGACAUCUUUUUGAUUUUGACAUACAUUAUAUAACACAGAUAUAAACAUAUGAUUUGUUGAUAGUUGGUCACGUAUAUAAAUGAUAGACAAUUUUCCUGUUAUCUUUAUUGAUUGUUGUUUUGUUUUUUAUGAAUGUAAAUAUGUAAUCUUUCUUUUUUCUUCCAUUUUCUUUAUCUAUCAUUUUGUUUUGAGUAUAAGUGAGUGUUCUAAUGUGUCCAG
Messenger RNA from Puccinia graminis f. sp. tritici CRL 75-36-700-3, 3771 nucleotides. RefSeq lists its product as uncharacterized. The transcript is spliced from 7 exons. Lineage: Eukaryota; Fungi; Basidiomycota; Pucciniomycetes; Pucciniales; Pucciniaceae. Gene Ontology annotation, molecular function: inositol hexakisphosphate kinase activity. The record is from RefSeq and is a predicted model, not a curated record. Gene Ontology annotation, biological process: inositol phosphate biosynthetic process; phosphatidylinositol phosphate biosynthetic process. Gene Ontology annotation, cellular component: cytoplasm; nucleus. Bases 27 to 3188 code for a protein of 1053 amino acids.